This is a messenger RNA of Paramecium tetraurelia, 1548 nucleotides long. RefSeq lists its product as uncharacterized. NCBI's taxonomy places the organism in Eukaryota, Ciliophora, Oligohymenophorea, Peniculida, Parameciidae. Gene Ontology annotation, molecular function: protein binding. The record is from RefSeq and is a predicted model, not a curated record. Gene Ontology annotation, cellular component: cytosolic [4Fe-4S] assembly targeting complex. Gene Ontology annotation, biological process: iron-sulfur cluster assembly. The transcript has a single exon.
AUGAUCAAAUAAUCAACUUUUUCAAAAUGUGGUAAGCAUCAUAAAGAUAUCGUCCUAAUUGGAAAGAACAUCGGAAAGUUAUGCAUGCAAUGCAUCACAGAUUUACUUGCUGCUUAAGAAAAUAGUUGUCCAUCUAUUUAAGAUGCUGUGUUAUUACCAGAAAAUAUUUCAAAUCUUUUUAUAAGAUAAUUAGAAGACCAAAGCAAAAAGAAUACAGAGAUAUUAAUGAAAAUUAAAAUAUAUUUAGCAAAUUGGAAAUCAUACAUUUCGAAAGAAAUCGAUAAAAUUAUUGAUAAGAUAGAUAAUUAGAUAUACUAAAUUAAUGAUACAAUCAAAGGAAUAGCAAGGACCUUUCUAAAGAUGGAGGAAACUGUGUAAUUUUCAGCAGCUUGGGGAAAUAUAAAAUCAAAGCUCUUUAAAUAUUCAGAUUUGUCAAAUGAUAUUGUUCAAUCUGUUUUUUUGUUAUAAUAGAAAUAAUAGGAACUUUAUGAAGACGUAAUAAGUAAUACAGGUCUUUAUACUACUAAUGAUAUCAUAGAAGCAUUAGAAGAAUUAAAUAAAUAUGCAAAUUAGAAUGAUGAAGAGUAAUAAAAUUAAUAAAUAUUUGAAUAACUUUUGGAUAAAAGUGUUUUCCAGGAAGAUCUUUGCCGUGCUAUAGCCUUUAGCUAAGAUUGUUCCAUUAUGAUUUCAGGGCAUGUAAGUAAUAAAAUAAAGAUAUAUAAUUUCAAAAAUGAAGAAAUAAAAUUCAAUUAAGAACUUUCAGAACAUACUAAUAUAGUGUAAUGUUUGCACUUUAUGAAACACUUUAAUUAGUUUGUCUCAGGAAGUUUUGAUAAGACCAUUCGAAUUUGGUCCUUUGAUAAUUCUUAGAGUAUAUGGUAUUGUUAAGAAAUAUUAAGAGAGCAUAUUUCUGCAAUUCAAUGUAUGAUAAUGAAUGAAAACGAAGAUUUUAUUAUUUCUGGAAGUCGCGAUAAUUCAAUCAAAUUUUGGAGUAAAGGUUAACGAUGGACCUGUAUUCAAACUCUAACUAAUCAUGAUGCAUGGGUUAGCAAUUUAAGUUUAAAUCAUUCAUAAAACUAGUUAAUUUCAUGUUAAGCAUGGGGAGAUAAACUUUUGGUAUAUUAACUAGAUUCUAAUUCAAAGCUUUGGAUCCUGAAAUAAACGAUUAUUACAACUUUUGGUUAUAGCUUAUGCUUUAUUGAUGAUGGUUAAUUUGUGUAUUAGCCUAAAGGUAUUGAUGUAUUGCACAUUUAUCAAGUCGAAGAAGGAACCAAAAAAUAUAAAAAAGCAGAGGAGCUUUAACUAAACUCCAUCAGUGAAAGUUAUGAUAAUUUUAACAUGUAAUUUAUUAAAGAAAAUUCACAAUUAAUCCACAAAAGUGGCAAAUGCUUAUAUUUAACGAGAAUAGAAAAUAAUGAAUUUAUAUUGGAAUAGUAAAUCAAAUUUGAAACAGAGUACAUUGUUGGAGCGAUAACAAUUAAUGGAAGAUAUUUUGUAACAUAUGAUGACAAAAACAAAGGAUUUCAGGUUCGAAAAAAUAUAAAAUGA